UGUACUUUAAGAGUUGCCAUAACUUUGUGGGGGUCGUCGCUCCAAGUGUCUGAUGUAGAAGGACAUCUCAUGUCUGACAUGGAAGGACGCAAGAAACGCGUUGUGUUGGUUUUGGACAUUGUAUGCUUCUUGUUUUCAUCCAUCUAUGGGUUGCCAACUGCAAAAGUAUUGGAACAUGACGUUGAUGGCGGGCGGGAUCUGGAUAUUUUCGAUAUCAAUGAAGAGGCCGGCUUGAACCUGGUGGAGGGAGACAUUGUGCUCGACGAGAGGCAAUCCAGAAACUCCAUAAUAGGUGAUGAGUACAGAUGGCCGAGGACUGUUCCAUUCUACAUGGAGGACGACCUUGAGAUCAAUGCUAAAGGUGUCAUUCUGAAAGCUUUCGAACAGUACCGGCUGAAGACCUGCAUCAACUUCCAACCCUGGUCUGGAGAAGAAAACUACAUCUCCAUCUUUAAAGGGAGUGGAUGCUUCUCCUCUGUGGGGAACCGGCGAGUGGGAAAGCAGCGGUUGUCCAUCGGGAGCAACUGCGAUCGCAUAGCAACCAUUGAGCACGAGUUCCUUCACGCGCUGGGCUUCUGGCACGAGCAAUCGCGCUCAGACCGUGACGACUACGUCACCAUCAUGUGGGAUCGCAUCUCAGCAGGGAAGGAGCACAACUUCAACACCUACAACGACACCACCUCCAGCUCUCUGGGCGUCCCGUACGACUACGGCUCCAUGAUGCACUACAGCAAGAACGCCUUCCGCAACGGCACGCUGCCUACCAUCGUCACCAACAUCGCGGCCUUCAGCGACGUGGUGGGCCAGCGCAUGGAGUUCAGCGACAGCGACCUGCUCAAGCUCAGCCGCCUGUACAACUGCACGCAAGCCACCACCUUCCUGGACUCGUGUGACUUUGAGCUCCAGAACAUCUGUGGCAUGGUGCAAGAGCCAGGGGCCACCACUGAGUGGGCCAGGGUAACGACGGCCCCCGGGGGACCCAGCACUGACUACUCCAACCUGGGGAAAUGCACUGACUCAGGGUAUUUCAUGCACUUCCCCUCGGGCGCGGCCGACGCGGGGGCUGUGGCCCAGCUGGAGAGCAGACUGCUGUACCCCAAGAGAGGAUACCAGUGCCUGCAGUUCUUCUACUACAACAGCGCCGCCCCGGAGGACACCCUGAGCCUCUGGGUGCGCGAGUACGACGCCGCUCACCCCAACGGCACCCUGCGGCUGAUUAAGACGAUCGACGGGCCACCGGAGGAGCUGUGGCAGCUGCACCACGUGAGCCUGGACGUGAAGACCAAGUUCCGCGUGGUGUUCCGGGGUGAGAAGCACGGCCCGUCAUCAGCGAUGGGGGGGCUCUCCCUGGACGACAUCAACCUCUCUGAGACGGCCUGCCCCGAGCACGCCUGGCGGGUGAAGAACUUCAGCAACGUGAUGGAGACCACGCCGCCCGGCACCCCCAUCCACAGCCCCCCGUUCACCUCAAAGGAGGGCUACAGCUUCCAGAUGACGCUCUACCCCAGCGGGGGGACCGAUUACCCGGGGGAGCUCUCGGCCUACGCCCGCCUGGUGGCCCGUCCGGGGGACACGGGCCAGCAGUGGCCGUGCCCCUGGAAGCAGAUGACCAUGAUGCUGAUGGACCAGCACCCGCACAUCCAGAAGCGCAUGUCCAACCAGCGCAGCGUCACCACCGAUCCCAACACCAUCCUCUCAGACGGGAGCGGGCUGCACUGGGACGACCCUCGUAAGGUGGGCGCCGAGGUGACGGCACCCGACGGAACCAAGUACUUCCGAGGGCCCGCACUAGGGACCUCCGUGUACCUGACCCACCUGAGAGCCCGGAGCAGGGACUUCAUCAAGGGCGGGGACGCCAUAUUUCUCCUCAGCAUGGAGGACGUGUCUCAUCUCACAGUGACCCAACCCGUGCCCCCAUCAACCACGGCUUCACCAGAGACCGCGACAACGCCCAACAACAACAGCACCACGCCACCCAGUGACGCCUGCACAGACGUGGAGUGCCUGAACGACGGGGUGUGUGUGUUGGAGCAGAAGAAGCCGGCAUGCAGGUGUGCGGUGGGGGAUGACUGGUGGUACUACGGCGAACAGUGCCAGUACAGCGGCUCCUCCUCGGACAACCUCACCGUCACCCUGGCUGCGUCUCUUUCCGUGUUGGCGGCCAUGAUGUUGGUGACGGUGGUCAGCGUGGUGUAUGUGAAGAGGUCGAUGAACCGCAGCAGCCCAGACUCCAACCUGGCGAUGAGCAAUGUGAACGUUGUAGAGCGAUUCUAAAAGGCGCAUCUUCAAUAUCGGGAACGGAACAGGAAAAUACUAGUAAUAGCGAUGAAAUGUGAAAAGAAAAGGGCUAGAAAGAGGUAAUGUUGUCGGCAUACUGGCGGAGAAUAGAAAGAAUAAUAAUAUAUAUGCAUGGCCUUUCAUUUUGUGGCAUCGAAAACUGAAUGGUGAUUUAAUUGUAAAUAAUGGACUCUAAAGAGGAGGUGCUGGACUCUGGACUACUGUACACUACAGCAGGUGGUUGUAUAUGAUCGCCUCCUGCUGGUGAUGUCAUGUAAUUACUGCUCUCGUGGACCGACCUUCUGCAUGCAUGCAUUCAGACCCUUAAAUAAAUACAAACCUUUACAACAAAAACACAAGAUAAAACAACGUCUAUUUCAAAUGAGAGGCAACUGUAUCCUAUAUAAUUUGAUUGCUACUUGACUAAAAUAAGAAGUCCGGGACAGAAUGAAUUAUAUUCACAAAUGUAGGAUUUAUUUUACCAAAGUCAGGAGCUCUGUGGUUGGUUUUCCAUGUGGAUAUAUUGGUUUGUUUCACUUGACACAGUCAUGCCGGUGAUAACAGUUACAGCAAGAGAACAGUGGCACUCAAAACUCUUUUUGUGUGUGUGUGUGUGUGCGUGUAUGUGUGUGCUUGUGUGUUUAAGUGUGUGUGCUUGUGUGUUUAUGUGUGUGUGCAUGCUAAUGCCUAAACAAACCUGUGAUUGGUCAAAGUGAUGGCUAAAGGGCAAACCAAAGGGAGCAAACCAUAGGGUUUGGUAAUUACUAUAGUCUAUGUAGUGUCUGGGCUUUUUGCAUUAGGCAAUAUAUAUAUAUAUAAAUAUAUAUAUAUAUUUAUAUGAGCGUGUUUGUGUGUGUCUGUUUUUGUCGUUGGUGGACUAGAAUGAAAGAUAAAGGAGAAGUUGGUCUCCACUUAAGUCACUACAUAAACCAUAAAUCUUCCUACCGCUAAAACCAUUCACCAACAUACGUGAAGGUAGACAGUUCCUCUAAAAGUGUCAGUAUAGAACAUUUCUCUUAUUUACAAUAAUUGAAAAAAACGAAACAAAAAAAAACAAUCACAAUUUCUCUCAGAGAAGAUUAGUAAAAAAAGUGACUAAGUCACCAUAAAGAGUAUGCAACUCCUAGGAGUUAGUCUUUAAAUUUCUACAAAAAUUCUAUGCCGUUUUACAGGCCAAGAUUCAUGAUUUUCUGAUGAAAUAGAGUCUUUAAAGUGCCCUAUCUACAACAGUUAAGCGUGGUAUUAUUGGUGUGUAUAUAUAUAUAUAUAAAUAUAUAUUUAUACGUAUACAUAUAUUUUAAUUUUUUGAUAACAACGCACCUGUUUUAAAAACAUCUUCCAGCAACAUCCCCUACAUCACAUUAUAAGAUAUGGUCAGUUCUUAAAAAACAAACAAACGACAGACAUGGAAACGUUAUCCAUGAUGAACACACAUAGUGGCAGGCUAGCACGAUCGCGGAGACACCAGUGGCUGUGGUGGAAUGAAUGUAGAAAACAACGUUCUUAGAACUGCACCACUUUGGAUGGGUCCAGAAUGGAUGCAAGAAGUAUCGUUUAAAGGGCUCGUUUGCUUCUUUUUUUUUGCUGUCCCAACAAUUUGCUACCAACAGGGGAAAGAGGAGAGUAGAGCGAUGCUAAGCAUGCCGGUGCCACCAGGUGGCGCUGUGGGCUGGUUGUGCUGUCGUAGCGUACUGCGAGCAUGUGAUGAGUGUGACGAAAAAGAACAGUGCAAUGAAAGAAAA
Messenger RNA from Gadus macrocephalus (Pacific cod), 4019 nucleotides. It is a transcript of the gene mep1bb, whose product is annotated as meprin A subunit beta b. Gene Ontology annotation, cellular component: membrane. Lineage: Eukaryota; Metazoa; Chordata; Actinopteri; Gadiformes; Gadidae. The record is from RefSeq and is a predicted model, not a curated record. Gene Ontology annotation, biological process: proteolysis. Bases 70 to 2274 code for a protein of 734 amino acids. The transcript has 14 exons. Gene Ontology annotation, molecular function: metalloendopeptidase activity; zinc ion binding; protein binding.